AUGACUACCGACUUCAAGAUCCAGGCUAUGAGACAGCAUGUCCACGCUGCUUCGAACGUGAAGGGUCGUCAACAGCAGUUGGAUCGAGACAUCGGCACAUCAUGCAAUCUAUUGCCAGUGAUACUCAGCAAUCAACUGCGACAACGUGCGAUGAGAAAGCUGAAAUUCCACGAGCAGAAGUUGCUCAAGAAGGUCAACUUUUACGAUUGGAAGUCGACCGACAAUGUGCGAGAGUCGGCCUUGCUUCAAAAAUAUCAGAUAGAGAACCGCGAAGACUUCACCAAGUAUCACAAACUGGCAGGUCUGGUCACGAAGGUGGUUGCGAAGCUUCGGAAGAUGAAGGCUUCCGACGAAGACCGCAUCAAGAUGACGGAAAUCUUGCUGGACAAGCUCUAUUCGCUGGCUCUGAUACAAAACAAGCAGAGCCUCGAGGACUGUGUGGACUUGCACACUUCCAGAUUCUGCCGACGGCGCCUUCCGGUAGUGCUCGUGAAGAUGAAGUUGUGCGAGAACCUGCCUCAAGCGAUCACGUACAUCAAGCAGGGUGAAGUGCGAAUCGGCCCGGACUUGGCCACCAAUCCAGCGCUUCAUGUGACGCGAGAAAUGGAGGAUCACAUUACCUGGGCCGAGGGGUCCAAGAUGAGACGCCACAUCAAAGAGUUCAGCAAUGAGGUCGACGAUUUCGACCUUCUGGGCAAUUAG
Molecule: messenger RNA, 702 nt
Organism: Symbiodinium necroappetens
Lineage: Eukaryota; Dinophyceae; Suessiales; Symbiodiniaceae
Source: the annotation of a GenBank genome assembly